UUGUCUUGGUUUGGGAAGGCGUUUGGGUUGAAUGUGACUGUUCUCAGCACUAGCAUAUCCAAGAAAGAGGAAGCUCUAACUUUGCUUGGUGCAGACAAAUUUGUGGUCUCAUCUGACCAAGAGCAGAUGAAGGCCGAGGCUAAGUCAUUAGACUUUAUAAUUGACACAGCAGCCGGUGAUCACCCAUUUGAUCCAUACAUGUCACUGUUGAAAACUGGUGGCGUUCUAGCCCUAGUGGGAUUCCCAAGUGAAGUCAAAUUCCAUCCUGCAAGCCUUAACAUAGGAAUGAAAACCGUUUCUGGUAGCAUUACAGGUGGUACAAAGUUGACACGAGAAAUGAUAGACUUCUGUGCUGCUCAUAAAGUUUACCCAAACAUAGAAAUAAUUCCAAUUCACUAUGCAAAUGAAGCUCUUGAGAGGCUAAUAAAAAGAGAUGUGAGGUAUCGGUUUGUGAUCGAUAUUGAGAACUCCCUGAAAUGAUAUUGCUAAAGACACAAAGAAAGUUCCUCUUCUGGAUAGGUAUGUUCAUAUAUUAGGUACAGUGAAGGUAUUGGAUCAAAUGUUGAAACUCAAAAGCAUAAAGUUAUUGGCUCUUCGUUGUUGGAUGGUGAGCAUUUACUUGUAUAAAAGCGUCUGGUGUUGAUCUUCUGCAUCAUGCAAGUGGUCAACUAGCUUGAAAUAAGUGAAUUGGUUGUUGAGUGGUAUUGUGAGGAAUGGUUUUACUUGCAUACUAGCCUGAAAUAAGUGAAUGGAUUGUUGAGCAAUUUUAUGAGGAGUGGUUUAAUAAAAAUCAAAAGUGUGAACCCUUUUGUAUCA
Quercus robur (English oak) is the source of this 816-nucleotide messenger RNA. RefSeq names its product probable cinnamyl alcohol dehydrogenase 1. NCBI's taxonomy places the organism in Eukaryota, Viridiplantae, Streptophyta, Magnoliopsida, Fagales, Fagaceae. The coding region runs from base 127 to 480 and encodes 117 amino acids. The record is from RefSeq and is a predicted model, not a curated record. The transcript is spliced from 3 exons. Gene Ontology annotation, molecular function: oxidoreductase activity, acting on the CH-OH group of donors, NAD or NADP as acceptor.